GGCUCAUGUUCUUCUGGUGGGUUGUUUUUGUUUCAUGUCAGUCAGCCGUUUCCUCAUGUGUUCCCACUUCCCCUGAUCACCUCCUGUGUGUAUUUAAGUCCUCUGUUUUCUGUAUGUCAUUGUCAGGUCGUCUGUUAUCCCAUUAUAGUCAUAGCCAUAGUGUUUCACAGUGUUUCUUAGUGUAUUUAGUUUUUCAUAACUCCUGCCACCGGCCAAAUAAAGGCUCGCCUUUUGUUCAUCACAACUCCUCUCUUCAGUGGGUCCGAUCAACAAAACACACCAGCGUACCCCGCCGUGACAGUAUGGAUAAUCUUGAAGGAUGAGUAUGUGAAUGCUGUUGUGGAGGUGUUAGACAUGAUCAUGAAUGUCUCACCAGUUGGGCAUCAGAAGAGAAAGAGGAAUUAUGGAGCAAGUUGGAUGAAGUGUCACCAGGGAAGAAAGUUGGUAGUUGAAGCAGACUUUAAUGGACAUGUAGGUCAAGGGAAAAGAGGUGAUGAGUUUGUGUUGGGUAUGUAAGAAGUUAAAGAGAGAAAUGCAAAAGGACAUACAGUUGUGGAUAUUGUAAAAAAGAUGGAAAUGGCCGUGGUGAAGAUGUAUGUCAAGAAAACAUUUGCAGAUGGUUGCUCUGACAAAAAGACAGGAGGCAGAGUUGAAGAUGCUAAGAUUUUCAUUUAAAGUCACCAGGAUGGAGAGGAUUAGUAAUGAUCAUAUUAGAGGGAGAGCUCAGGUUGAGCUAUUUGGAGACAACAAUAGAGAGGCAAGCCUGAGAUGGGUUGUACACGUGCAGAGCAGAGAUAGUAGAUUUACUAGACAAAGGAUGACAAGACGCGUGCCACGAAGACACGCUGUGGACCCAGCGGACUCCGACCUUUUCGAGCGGCAGGAGGCAGCGCUCUCCAUUUGGACGGGAAGCUCAGGUGGAAACAACGGCUCUUCUCAGAGAGGAAGCACGUUUUCGAAGGUACUCGUCUGGCUCUGGGCGGGCUUCGGAGACGCCGUGGUCCUCCACCUGCUGCCUCACCUGCACCGGAGCAUUCGCCGCGGAGAGUGGGAGUCACUCGCCAAGCUUCAGCUGCUCCCUCUCUCACCGUUCCGCUCCUUGGUCACACACCGCCAGCCGCUUCACUCACCGGCUUCUCCACCUCCCACCUCGGAGGCUGUUUCCGCGAAGGAGAAACGAGGCUCACGCCACCGUCACUCUUCCCAUUCAGAGCGGCAGUGUCCGGUGGUGAGUGAGACGGACUUUUUUCUUUCCUCUCACCACAACUCAGAGACUGUUCACCGCCCACCUAAACAAAAGACUGUGUACUGUGAUUACAUUCUGGACUUUCCAAUUAAUACUUACCAUCCAGCUUCCGAAGAGACUGUGCCACAAACCCAGGCCAUCAUUACAAACAUUCACACCACUAAGUCUGAUAAUUUCUCCCACUCCAUCACCAUUUCCUCACCCUUUGUUCAGCCUUUUCCUGCUAGCAGGGCGGCUCAGAUUCUGCCUUCCCCUUCACCUGUUUCACCUUCUCAGGUGAAGGCAGCUAAGGCUCAGCCUGUCCCUGUUCCAGCUCCUCGAGCAGCUAGGGCUCAGCACGUCCCCGCACCGGUACCAGUUCCUCCGGACGGUGCUGUUUACACCCAGCCAUCACCCAUUCCUGUGCCAGCUCCCAGGGCGAGGGCAGCUGUUACCCUGUCCACCCGUUUCUGCUCCUCGGGUGGGGGUGACUGGCGUCCAGUUAGCUCCCAUACCUGUCCCAGCACCCAGGGUGAGGGCAGCCAGGAUCCAACCUGACCUACCUAGAGGCUCAGCUGACGCUCUCCAGCCAUUGUCCGCCGCAAUAAAAUAAAUAAAUAAAUAAAAUAAAUCCUCUGCUAUGUUUUUACAGUGAAAGAGAAAAAAGUAAUAGAAUCAGUAAGUACAAGAAGUAGUGAAUAAACAGUAAUACAAACGAGCAGACUGAAAUCCAAAUCAUGUAAUUCACUUCCACAGUCCAGAGACGUGACAGCUAAAUGUUUCAACAGUGGCUGAAGCAUAGCAUUUUUAGUGGAGAUCACUUAUCUGAUUUUUCCAUACGUGUUCUUUCCUGCGUCUGAAAAUCAGAUAAGUGAUCUCCACUCCUCUGUCUAUAUAUGAUCCCCCUGCACUAAAAACUUUUUGUUCUUAUUUCCAUGCCCCUCCCUCGCUUUUUCAGUUAAUUUACUUCUCAUUAGUACACAAAGAUCUGCUAGGCCAGGGAAGUCACCACCCUCCGCAAACCGCAGCCUCAAUUGAAUCUCAAGUUAUCUGCCAGUAUCUGUUAGAAAUGCUGUCAAACCUCAUGAGGAUGUGGUCCAUGUUAGUGAAUUGCAACCAAUGUGACUGUGAUGAGAUCAAAGGUUUUAACUGUAAACUUCUUUGUCUCAGUCCAACACAUGUAGUCUGAUGAGUGCGGCUAUUAAGUCAACUCUCAUUUUAUCCUUUUGAAACAACAACCGAAGAACAAAACACAUUUUUUACAUUUCAGCCUCUGUGCAGAGCUGAAGUUCAACAUCUGGAAAGAAAAAGCUGCACAGCUGACCUUUGUAGGUAAUUUCGAUGUCUCUAACUCAUUAAGAAUAUUUUUAGUAUCUUUCUAUGAGUCUCCUCAUGCUCUGAAUCCAGUCAUUCCCCUCUAAGUGGUUAAUGACAGUUUGUACUCUGAAUCGGUGUUGCUAAGGGACUUAAUGAACGUCACACCAGAGUCUCCCCUCACCCUGACACAUCGCAUCACGUUUACAGGUUUAUAAAAUGAGGAGGAUCAACAG
Messenger RNA from Oreochromis niloticus (Nile tilapia), 2775 nucleotides. Its product is annotated as flocculation protein FLO11-like. Bases 596 to 1783 code for a protein of 395 amino acids. The transcript has 3 exons. NCBI's taxonomy places the organism in Eukaryota, Metazoa, Chordata, Actinopteri, Cichliformes, Cichlidae. The record is from RefSeq and is a predicted model, not a curated record.